Molecule: messenger RNA, 1128 nt
Organism: Condylostylus longicornis
Lineage: Eukaryota; Metazoa; Arthropoda; Insecta; Diptera; Dolichopodidae
Exons: 1
Coding region: 1-1104 (367 amino acids)
Source: RefSeq, a predicted model, not a curated record
AUGAAAUCGCAUGAUUUCCAUAAAUUUAUCAGAAAUAUACAAUCAGAUAUUAAUAAUUAUGAAAAUGAAAUACCUAAUUUAGGAUAUUUACCAAUUUUUGCUCAAUUAAAUUAUAAUAAUUCUUCAUAUAAAUCUGUACCAGUAACAACAACCACAACACCAGAAGAUACAGUAAUAAAUGAGACUGAAACUUCAACGAAUUUCUCAUCAAUUUCAACAACAGAAAAAUUAGUCACUAUGUCACAUAUUACUACCAACAGUAAUCCUAAUAUAAAUAUAACAAAUGAAAUUCUUACACUACAAUCUAGUAUGAAUAAUUUUCUUUUAACAAUGAUAAAUUUUAUUACAUCUGAGAAUAAUACAAUAUCUUCAACAAUUUCAACAAUAAAUUCAACUAUUUCGCCAAUAUUAGCAUCUAAUGAAAAUUCAAAUUUAAUGCAAAGAAUGAUUAGUUCUAAUUUAAUAACAUCUACAUUUAGUAGUGUUACAUUUGCUCCAAUAAAUUCAACAGCAAGUUUAGCUACAGUUACAGUUUCUUCCCUUACUUUAGGACCACUAAUAUCAACAUUAGCUGCAGCGGCAGUAGCAGAUAGUUCAACAACUCCAAAUUCACCUGUUACAACUAGUAAAACAACACUUAAUACGUCACCAACUACUAAUCCGACAGUUUUAUCAACUUCUUCAAGUAUGGCACCGAAUACUGUAGUAACUACAGCUUUAACCAGUACACCGAAUAUUACCUCAUCUCUUGGAACAACAACAUCUAUGCCCUUAACUACUAUAAAAACUUCGGUUGCUACAACACCUGGACCUUCAACUUCACAAACAACUUCAGUUAAUACUACAACAUUGAACUCGAAUGCGACCCAGUCAACACCAACUACUCCUGCUGCAAUAACGACAGCAGCAAUCCCUCCAACUACUUUAACACAAGCAACUACUUCUAAACCUCUUGUUACUACUCAAAAAUCACUAACUUCAACAAUAACCACACCUUCUCCCGUUCUUACCACGAAGGUUAUAACAACGUCAACAACAGCGAGUACUGCGAAUUUAACAACACCCAUAACAAUCGGAAGUCCUUUUACAUUUUCGAAAUUAUAAAAUUUUAAGUAUGCAAGUAUUAAU